AUGAGUCAGACGGUUAACACUCGAAGGUUCGCUCGUCUCGUGCGAGAUGGAUUGAUCAAGACACUUAACGGUAUUUCCAAUGGUGAGUUGUCCCAAAUCCUGAUCUUGCAGGCUGAACUGGUGUCAUUUCUCAACAACGUGUGCACGUACAGCACACUGACGGAAUCUACAGCAGUUGCUAAAAUAGUGACUGCUGAUACGAACUGCUACACCGUUUUAAAUGAAUUGAUGGCAGAGGAAGAGUUUCAGCUGGUUUUCGUGGCCGAUGUGCGAUCUGAUUUGCGAGUGCCCGCUGAAUUCGGCAAAUACAUCCAGAAGUUCGAGUCGCAAUCUCCACAAUUAGUGUACCUGACGUGGGAAACAAAUCCAUCCAAUAUACCGAGCAAACUCCCGCAUUUCUUGGAGUUUCAGCUGGGACACAACGUGGGGCUUCACCCGUGGUUCGCGCUGCCCACCAGCGUGUUGGACGAUAAUUUGUUGAAUGCAAAUGUUUUGUACAACAGCGAUGGCGAGAGUCUGUACAUGCCACCAUCCGAAUCGAUGCAGAAGUCGUCGCGUGGUAUCCUGAUACAAAACAUGUCAAGCGCCGUCCAAGCGAUUUUGAAAGAGUCAGGUCUGUCAGUGACGCACGCAGUUUCGUUAGGCAAAAACUCUCAUAAGUUGGUGGAUCAUCUAAGGCGGGAAUUAGAAAGUCGCAAGGACGAAGUGGACGCGUUUGUGGACAAUACAUUGUAUGGUGCCCGUCAUUCCGGAUUACAGUGUAACCUAAUUGUACUGGAAAGAGAUAUAGAUUCUCUCACGCCUCUCUGCUCGCAACUGACUUACGCGGGAAUUUUGGAUGAUCUUUACGAAAUGAAACAUAAAACUUUGAUACAUCAACCGCCUUUGACGGAUAUCGACGCGGUGUCUCUCGAUUACGACAAGGACGAGGUGUGGAACGAGCUGAAAUUCAAGAAUUUCGGAGCUCUGGGUUCACGUCUCAACGAACUUGCACGAGAGUUACAAGCGGGGUACGAUUCGCGGCACCAAGCCGAGAGUGUGAGCGAGAUAAAACAGUUUGUAGAAAACCUGGGAGGCUUACAAGAACGACAAAAGCUGCUGAAGCUUCACACGGCGUUGUCUUCCAAAGUAUUAAAAGAAGUGGCAGACAAAGAUGAAGGAGAGGGCGAAUCGCUUUUCAAUCGCGUUAUGGAAAUUGAACAAGAUUUGAUAGCCGGAAAUCUGGGCCAGCGCUCCAAUUGCGAAAAGAUUUUAGAGCUGUUGCAUGAGGGAUGCUUAUCCUUUUCUGGUGUGGUCAGACUAUGCUGCAUUUUUUCGUUGGCCCGGAACGGCAUUCGUGAUCGGGAAUACAAUCUGCUUCGCACUGAAAUCGUUGAUACAUGGGGAGUAGAAGCUAUGUUUGGCCUACAAAGAUUGGCUAGGGCUGGAAUGUUUCUCAGCAAGGCUACUUUCGCGAAAUACUCGCCCUGGACAGAUUUUGACACGUUUGCAGCUUACUUGGACCUAGUGCCUCAGUCUGACAGAGACGGCGACCCAUGCGACCCAGGGGACCCACAGGACAGUUCCUUUGCAUACUGCGGAAUCGUGCCCAUUAUGACGCGAGCAGUGCAGCUCUUAUACGACCGGUCCAUUGUAAGCAAGACCUUUUCUUCGCAGCAGCCAUUCAUCAUUUCACGCACGCCGUCGUGGCGAGGCCUGGAAGAGCUAUUCACACAGCACUAUGGGCCUGGAAUCGCGCGGGAACAGGUUUGGGACGAGUCUGCCUCUGCACGGACCAAAAUGAUCGGCAAACCUGCCAAGGGGGUGGCAGAUCCGGUGCUGCUGGUGGCGAUUGGGGGUAUCACGAUGGGCGAGAUGGCCACGUUGCAGUUCUUGGCCCGCCAGCUGCGCCAGAAGGGCUUGCACAAGAGGUUUAUAGUGGUCACGGACGGAGUUGUUGGCGCUGCGCGCCUGACGAGCUGUUUGCCCGGGAAAGCGCUGCAAUAG
This is a messenger RNA of Lachancea meyersii CBS 8951, 1986 nucleotides long. Lineage: Eukaryota; Fungi; Ascomycota; Saccharomycetes; Saccharomycetales; Saccharomycetaceae. The record is from the annotation of a GenBank genome assembly.